Molecule: messenger RNA, 2410 nt
Organism: Anoplopoma fimbria (sablefish)
Lineage: Eukaryota; Metazoa; Chordata; Actinopteri; Perciformes; Anoplopomatidae
Gene: slc8b1
Product: solute carrier family 8 member B1
Exons: 15
Coding region: 238-2007 (589 amino acids)
Biological process (GO): calcium export from the mitochondrion; intracellular calcium ion homeostasis
Cellular component (GO): membrane
Molecular function (GO): calcium:sodium antiporter activity
Source: RefSeq, a predicted model, not a curated record
CAGUAGGUGGGGUUUCAGGCGACAGUGUACACCAUGUACGCGGACAUUGAAACCAGCCGAGCAGUCUUUAAAAUGGACUUAAGAGAACAAGUCAUAAAUGUUCAAGUGAAGCUACAGCUACAGCUGCAUUAACAGCGUGGAUUUCUAUUCAGUAGUUUCACGGUUUCAUUUGGUUGCAGGAGUAAAAACAACAGUCCUGUCCUCCAGAAUGGACUUGGCUCCAGGAUAAAGUGAGACAUGUCUCCUGUUGUUUACCUCUCUCUCCUGCUGGUGUUAUCGUAUCUCCAGCAGGUCACCUCGGACUCACGUGUUUUCAGGAACCAGCCUGAUGUUGUCGGAUCAUCUUCAGCCAACAACACACAAACCAAGAUGUUCAAAGGCAGCAACGAUGAGUGUCACCUUGUGAUGAACCUCAGUGCUGCAGACCGCUGUGCAUUUGUGAAGAACACACCAGACUGUAACAUGGAAGAUGGCUUCAUCAACUACCUUCAUAUGGCCUUUUGUCUGCUCCCUCCCAACCUCACACCUCUCACCAUCACUCUCUGUAUGAUAUGGCUGUUCUUUCUGUUUAUCAUUCUGGGACUCGCAGCGUCGAAGUUUUUCUGUCCCAACCUGUCAGCCAUCUCUACCAGUCUGCACCUCACUCACAAUGUGGCUGGUGUGACGUUUCUAGCUCUUGGUAAUGGAGCUCCUGACGUCUUCAGUGCCAUAGCAGCUUUCUCCCACCCACGCACUGCUGGGCUGGCUGUCGGAGCCUUGUUUGGAGCUGGUAUAUUUGUCACCACAGUAGUAGCAGGCAGCGUGGCGCUGGUCAAGCCUUUCACUGUGGCCUCCCGUCCAUUUCUGCGUGAUGUCAUCUUCUACAUGGUGGCAGUGUUUUGGACUUUUCUCAUGUUGUACAGAGGAACCACGGCACUGGGAGAAAUUCUGGGGUACCUUGUUCUCUAUGUGGUGUAUGUAUUGACUGUUAUUAUCAGUGCGUACAUCUACAACCGGCAGAAACAUUCAAUGAACUCCAGUGUCCGGAGUGCUCCAGAUAAUCCAGAGUUACACUCGUCCGACUCGUCUGAUGAUGAAGACGUCCCCUGCCUGAAUGGAGGGAGCAUCCAACAGGAGUAUGAGUCAGAGUACAGGCCACUUCUACCUUACUCUGAGUCCACAAGUCAGAUCCUGCUAAACUCUCUGAACCCGGUGGACAACAGGAAGUGGAGGAGGAAAUCAUGGAGCUGGAGAGUCCUCAAAGUACUGAAGACACCUCUAGAGGUCCUACUGCUGCUCUGCAUCCCUGUGGUCGACCCUGAUAAAGAAGACAGGAACUGGAGACGCCCACUGAACUGUUUUCAUCUAAUCAGUGCUCCUCUGGUGUGUUUGCUCACCUUUCAGUCUGGAAUGUAUGUAGAUUAUAUGAUCCAAGGGCAGUUUCCUCUCUGGCUGCUGAUGCUUCUGCUGGGACUUUUCCUGUCUGCUAUUGUGUUCUGCACCACCACUAAUGACAGCCCUCCCAGAUAUCAUCCACUGUUUGCUCUGUUGGGCUUUGUGGUGAGUGCAGUGUUGAUCAGUGCAGCGGCCUCAGAAGUGGUCAGUCUUCUCCACAUGCUCGGCGUUGUGCUGAGUCUCAGCAACACUGUGCUGGGGUUGACUCUGUUGGCCUGGGGCAACAGCAUAGGAGACUGUUUCUCUGACAUCACCAUAGCCCGGCAGGGUUACCCACGAAUGGCAAUAGCUGCCUGCUUUGGAGGCAUCAUUUUCAACAUGCUGUUUGGAGUCGGUAUAGGAUGUCUGUUGCAGAUGCUUACAACGCACUCUGAUGUGGAGUUUGAACCACAGGGUUUGUUGACGUGGAUUCUAGCAGGAUUUCUAGGUUUGUCUUUGAUCCUUUCCUUCAUCACCGUUCCACUGUGCCGGUUCCACUUGGGUUCGAAAUAUGGGAUCUUCCUCAUCGUCUUUUAUGUCAUCUUCCUUCUCAUUGCACUGCUCACAGAGUUUGGAAAGAUCCACCCUAUGUAAAUCUGAAUCUCAGGCCAGUCUGAGAUGAGGGACGUCCUCCCGGGAAGCAAAAUGAGACACUGGAACAGAACUUCACCCUCUUCUCUGCACCAUUUUAAUGCACUAUUUAUACAAGAAUCAACAGAACUUUGUGCACUUGCCUUUUACCAAAAGCCGUCUGAAACCAAGCAGACAAAUGAUCGACAAACAGACUUUUCUGCUCAGGGAGAGCUGGAACUUUUAUUCGACUUCUUGUUUGUGCUUACUGGAUCUGUGAUGGCACUUUGUGAGUCCGGAGGGAAAACAUAGGUUGUAUAAAUGUAUACUUUAAAACAUUGUGGAUUACCUAAAUGUACUGUGGAACAUGUUAAAAUGAACUUGUACAAAGCUGCUUUUGGGGUAUUAAAUCAUUUUUGGUUUGGUA